This is a messenger RNA of Perca flavescens (yellow perch), 1385 nucleotides long. It is a transcript of the gene pdcd2l, whose product is annotated as programmed cell death 2-like. Gene Ontology annotation, cellular component: cytoplasm. The record is from RefSeq and is a predicted model, not a curated record. The coding region runs from base 159 to 1268 and encodes 369 amino acids. Lineage: Eukaryota; Metazoa; Chordata; Actinopteri; Perciformes; Percidae. Gene Ontology annotation, biological process: apoptotic process. The transcript has 2 exons.
UUCUUACCCUAACCCUAACCAAUCCCCACUCCCCAUGCCUACACCGUGACCUUACUACGUAGACCCUUCUAGCAGAUCCGAUUUAGGAUCUACCGCGACGGACCGCGGACACAAACGUUCAUUUCCGGUCGGUGUUUUCAACAUGUGAGCGUGGAGAGAUGGCUUCCCGCGCUCAGGAGCAAACUCUGCUGGGUCUGUGUGACGGAGAGCUCGACCCUAACCGACACCGGUCCUCCUUUCUGACCAACAAAGUCGGCGGUCACCCGGACUGGUUGCCGAGCAUCUCCCGGCAGUGUCCCCGCUGUGGUCGCUGCGGAGCCCCGUUGGCCCACGUGGUGCAGGUGUACUGCCCCCUGGAGGCCUCCCCCUACCACAGGCACCUCCACCUGUUCGCGUGCCCAGGUGCCGCGUGCAGCGGCCGGUCAGACUGCUGGACGGUGCUCCGCUCUCAGUGUCUGGAGGAGCGGACAGCCAGCCGGCCCGCCCCGGCUCAGGAGGCUCCUCCGGCGGCCACUGAGUGGUGUGACGCCGCUGAUGACUGGGGGCUGGAGGAGGAGGAGGAGGAGGAGGAGGAGAAGGUUGGAUGGGGAGGAGGUGUGGAGGAGGACAGCCAGGGUCAAGAGGAGAAAGCAGCCCCUGAAGAAAAGGCCAGCGGCGAGGAGGUCGAUGUCAGCGGCCGGGCUUCCAGGAUUCGUCUUGCGCCCCGCAGGAUGCCCCGUGCCCGCCGCUCUUCAUCGCUGCGGGCGGGCGAGGAGUCGGACCUGCUCGGCGAGCGGGACGACCUGCGGCACGCCCGGCAGCUGCUGAGGGAGUACGAGAGCAGGGAGGGCGUGGUGGCAGCCGGCGGCGGCGGCGAGCUGGAAGGCUCCGCCGGCGGCGGCGGCGAGGAGAAGUACGAGAAGACGAGCGCCAGACACGGAGAUGCCGUCUUCUCCAGGUUCCUGAAGAAGAUCUCGCCGUGUCCUCGGCAGAUCCUGCGCUACAGCCGCGGCGGCGAGCCGCUCUUCGUCUCGGAGCCGCCGGCGCCGGCCGACGCAGCGGCUCGGCUGGCGUGCUCCCGCUGCGGAGGCUCCCGGACGUUUGAGCUGCAGCUGAUGCCGGCGCUGGUCGGUCUGCUGCGGAGGGAGAAUGGCGAUGAUGGCGAGCUGGAGUUCGGGACGGUGCUGGUUUACACGUGCACGGACAGCUGUUGGACCCCCGGGUCGGGCGCCGCUGUGGAGGAGUUCUGCUUCGUUCAGACCGACCCGGACCAGCAGCUCUUCAAAUGAUCACCAGGGCUGCUCUCGAUAGGGCUGUCCUGACUAAAGAAGUUCUUAGUCGACUAACACUUAUAGGAUUUAGUCGACUAAUCGAUUAGUUGAUUUAAUUGACAGAGCUGUGCUCUU